Molecule: messenger RNA, 1448 nt
Organism: Pseudocercospora fijiensis CIRAD86
Lineage: Eukaryota; Fungi; Ascomycota; Dothideomycetes; Mycosphaerellales; Mycosphaerellaceae
Exons: 4
Molecular function (GO): aldehyde dehydrogenase (NAD+) activity
Source: RefSeq, a predicted model, not a curated record
AUGGCGUCAGCAAAACUCAUCCAGCAGGGCCCUUUCUCCCACAUCAUCAACGGAAAGCCAUAUGACCAGAAAAAUGCAAAGACGUUGGAUGUGAUCAAUCCCGCGACCGAGGAAAAAGUUGCCUCCGUCCCCAUUGCGACCCGCGAGGUGCUUGAUGAAGCCGUUGAGCAUGCCCAGAAGGCUUUCGAAUCUUGGUCCAAGACAACAUGGCAAGAGCGUGCGGAGAAGAUCAAGGCUGUGGGCGAGGAGUACAAGACCCUUAUCGGCGACCUCGCUGAGCUGCUGGUCCUUGAGCAAGGCAAAGCUACUUCAUUUGCUCAGGGUGAGGUGGCAGCCGUCAAUGAGUGGUUCGAACUGCUUCUCAUGAUUUGGAAGAUCAUCCCCGCCGUCCUCGCCGGUAACACCAUCAUCAUCAAGCCAUCGCCUUUCACACCGUUGUGCGACGUCCGAUGCGUCGAGCUGUUCAACAGACACUUGCCGCCCGGUGUUGUGCAGAUUGUGCUGGGCGACGACAAUCUGGGCCCUUGGGUUACGGAGCACCCAAAGAUCCGCAAGAUCUCCUUCACUGGCAGCACGGCGACAGGUAAGCUGGUGGCCAGGAGCUGCGCUGCGACCUUGAAGCGCAUGACGCUCGAGUUGGGCGGCAAUGAUGCUUGUAUCGUCCUCCCAGAUGUGGAUGUUGCGAAGGUCGCACCAACUAUCCUCUUCAGCGCUUUCUUCAACUCCGGUCAAGUGUGCCAUGCAGCUAAGCGUAUCUACGUUCACGAGGAUGUCUACGAGAAGCUUUCCGGGGCACUGGUCGAGGCGUCCAAGCAGGCUGGUGUCGGACCAGGUCAGAACGAAGGCGUAAUGUUUGGCCCACUAAACAACAGACAGGUCUACGAGAAGGUCAGCGAGUUCUUCGCCGACUCGGAAAAGAACGGUCACGACUUCUUGGUCGGCGGGAAGAUCCCCGAAGGCCCAGGCUUCUUCGCACCGCUUACUCUCGUCAACAACCCUCCCGAGAAUAGCCGUCUUGUGCAGGAAGAGCCUUUCGGACCAAUCGUUCCAUUGUUGAAGUGGAACGAUGAUGACGAUAUCAUCAAGCGCGUCAACGAUUCUUCUUGGGGUCUGGGUGCUACCAUCUAUGGUAAAGACUUGGCUCGUGUUGAGAAGCUGGCCCGUCAAGUCGAGGCUGGUGUCGUUUGGACCAACACGAUGAUGCAGCAGCAUCCGGAGGUUCCAUUUGGCGGUUUCAAGUCCAGCGGUGUUGGCUGCGAGAAUGGCGAAGCGGGUCCUCAGGGCUGGUGCCAGGUGCGCUUUUUAUACGAUCUCGUUGCAUUUACGAACUACAGCAUGCUAGGUGCGUGUGUUGUGGAUUAGUUAGCACUGCUAAGUGCUAAGGCCCAAUUUCCUAGUAAUAUAUAUAGCCUCUAGCUUAGACAGAAACUUAAUUCCUUUCCUUAUAU